AUGAGACCUCAAUCUCCCAAAUUUUUUCAAACUCAGACCAUUGCAACAACUAGAGUAGUCAAUUCUCCACCCAGAGACAAACGUCAUGAUUCUUGUGGUCGAUUAGCAAAGGUUACGACCUAUCAAUCUAGACCUAAAACAACUGUCACCACUACUACUUAUAGACCUGUAAUAGAGACUAGGACUGUGAAAUUAUGCACAGAAAAAAAGUGUUAAGGACAUGAAACUUUGAUUGAGUAAUUGACUCAAGAAAAUAAUAGAUUAAAUCAAAGAGUAAAUGAGCUUUAAAAUGAUUUAGACCUUUAGAUAGAGAAGUUUGAUAGCGAAUAAUAAGUGUGGGUAAACACUGGUAUGGAAAUAGAGAGUAUGAGAAAACUCUUAGAGGAAACUUAAAAAAAUCAUAAGCAAGAGGUGACUUAUCUAAAUUCAGAACUCAAUACCUUUAAGUCACAGUUCUAAUAUUAAGAUGAUUAAAUCAGAUUCUUAUCUUCAUAGUUAAAAUAGCAAGAAGUAUUUGAAAAUAAAAUUGCAUUAUUGAGUUCUGAGAUAGAGAGACUUCAAUUUGUAAUUGAAGAUAAAAAUGAAGGCAUUUCAUAAUUGAAAUUUAGAGUCUCAGAUUAUGAAAAGCAAUUGUAAGUGGGCUAAAACGUAAUUGAGGAAAGAAAUCAAUAAAUCUCAGAAUUAUAAUAGAAAUCCAAAAAUUAUGAAUAAGAGCUCUUAUUCUCAAAUAAUAUAAUCCAUGAGCUUAAAUUUGAAAUAACUCAAAAAGAUUCAUAGACAUAACAAAUGUUAGCUCAAAAGGAUUCUUUGAUGUAAACUUUCAGAGAGAAUUUAGAAUUAUUAGAAAAGAAAUUAGCUUAAUCUCAAUAAAAUGAAUAAUUAUAGGAAGAAUAAAUAGAUACGAUUCAAAAAGAAAGAGAAAAUUUAAAUAAUAAAAUUCAUUAACUUGAAACAGAAAUAAAUGAACAAAAAGAAUAAAAUCUUUAAUUAAAUUAAUAAGUAAUUAUUAAUGAUCAGAAUAAUUAAAAUUUGUAAAAUCAAUUAAUUGAAUAAACUCAACAUCAUGAAAAUUUAUUGUCAAACAAAGACACUGAACAUGAAUUAACAAAAUAAGAAAGGGAAGCCUUAAUUAAUCAAUUAGAAUAAGUUUAAUAAGAAAAUGUAGAUAAAACAAAAGAAAUAGAUGAUUUAAAGAAUUAGAAUCAAAGUUUGAUUUCCUAAUUACAAGAAAAGACAACUAAUUUAGAUCUAGUGUCUGAAGAAUUAGAAACAACAAAAUCAAAACUUGAUAAUUUUGAUGAAAUUAAUAAGAAUUUACAAUUAAAACUAAGCUAGAAUGAAGCCCAAAAUGUUGAAUUGUAAGAUAAUUUAAAUUUAAAAUCGGAGAGUCUAUAAUAGUUAGAAAAAUAAUUAGAAUCAUAAAUAGAAAUCAAUAAAUAAUCAUAAAAUCUUAUUUAAAUAUUAAAUUAAGAAAAAUCUGAUCUAGAAAGCAAGAACUAGUUGUUGGAAACUGAAGUUAAAUAAUAAGUGGUUUAAAUAGAAGAUCAAAAGACAUAAAUGAGUGAAAGAAUGAAAGAAGCUGAAGUAGAGUAAUAAUAACUAAAUUAAUAAAUUAAUUAAUUAAAAAAAGAGUAAGAUAAUCUGUUAACUUAAAAUAAAGAUCAACAAUCAUAAAUUACUUAAUUAUAAUAAUAAAAUGAUAAUCAUCAAUUAUGCGAAGAGAGUUUGAAAGAAGAAAAAAUGUAAUUAAUAUAAUAAAUAUUACUCGAAUGCUUUGAAAUGGAAAGAUUGAAAAUCUUAGUCACUCAAUAAUAAGAAAAAUUAUCUCAAUCUGAUAAAAUCAAAUAACAAUUAGAAGAUGAAUUUGAAAAAUUCAAAGAAAAUAGUAUUUUAAAUAGUUAGAAAUAAGAAAUAAAAUUAACAGAGUUGCAAUAAUAAAUAGAUGAAGAUAUUAAAUAAAUUGAUAGUUUAAAAAGAGAUCUUAAAUAUUAGCUGUCUUUGGAGGAAGAAUUAAAUAAGAAAAAUCAUUUCUAAUAGGAUUAGAUAUCUCAUCUGUAAGGUGUAGAGUAAUAGUUGAAGUAUCUGAACGAGUAAACUAAUUUACAAGCUAAGAAUUUAUAAAAAGAAUUAGAAAACAAAAUAGAAUCUGAAAGUUCUUUACGAUUCAAGCUUGAGAAAUUAUUAGAAGAAUUAAAAAUAAAAUAAAUGUAAUUAGUAGAGCUAGAUUCUUAAAUGAGAUAAAUUGAAUAAAGUAAUAACAUUGAGAUUUCUAAUUUGGAAGAAAAAAAUAGUUACUUAUAAAAUGAGGUAGAAACUUGGAGGUAAAAGUUCUCCAUUUUAAAUAAAGAUUAUCAUCGAGUUCAAGAGGACUUAAUGAUGCUUCAAGCAGAGUUUGAUGCACAUAAGAAAAGAGGUUAAGAUCUCAAAAAUGUUAAAGAAUCCACCUAUUUUGAAGUAAGAAAAUCCUCUUUGUAUAAAGAGAACGUAGACAUAAAAGGAAGCUAAACUUCAAUAGGAAGAAUUUUCAAAGAAAAUAUCUGA
Paramecium tetraurelia is the source of this 2541-nucleotide messenger RNA. RefSeq lists its product as uncharacterized. The transcript is spliced from 3 exons. The record is from RefSeq and is a predicted model, not a curated record. Lineage: Eukaryota; Ciliophora; Oligohymenophorea; Peniculida; Parameciidae.